UUUCCUCUCUCUAGGUUGUAUAAAAAGGAGGUCCCCUGGUGAGGCAAAAUAAUAAGAAUCUCCUCUCCUAACCAUUCUCUCUCAAACCUCCAUUUUCCCUUCUCUGCUAAGAGACGAACCAACUUCCCAUUUCCCAAGCACUAAGAAAGAGAUACAGAGAGAGAGAGAGACAGAAACAAAAAUAAGGUCCUGUUUGGCUGUUUGAGAGGGACAAACGGGAUGGCGCUGGCUAAUGAAAUUCUUGCUUCAUCUUUUCUUCACAAAUCACCGUUGGUUUCUCAGUCUAAGUUGUUUCAAACUACUCUUAGUUCUGCGAAUCAGUUCAUGCCAAUUUGGGGUUUUCCAGACAAGAAAAGGAAGGUGGUGCUGGUAAGGAAGGCUGUGAAUGGUCCAGUGGCUGCAAUUAGUGAGGAUUUGGAUUUGGGUUUGGGUUUGGGUUUGGAUUUGGUUAAGCCUGUGCCCUUGGUCGAGAAGCCUGUCGAGUUCAAGGUUAGAGCUGUGGUGACUAUCAGAAACAAGAACAAGGAAGACUUUAAGGAGACCAUUUUUAAGCAUUUGGAUGCUUUCACGGAUAGGAUUGGCCAAAACGUUGUUCUUCAACUUAUCAGCACUGAGAUUGACCCAAGACGAAACGCUCCAAAGAGAAGCAAGGAAGCCGUGUUGAAAGAUUGGUCAAAGAAAACUAAUGUAAAAGCAGAGAGGGUAAAUUACAUAGCAGAAUUUGUACUGACCUCGGACUUCGGAGAGCCUGGAGCGAUCACGAUUAUGAACAAGCACCAGCAGGAAUUCUUCUUGGAAACUAUCACGAUCGAGCAAUUUGCAAGUGAUCCCAUUCAUUUUCCCUGCAAUUCCUGGGUUCAGUCAAGAAAAGAUCACCCUGCCAAGAGGAUAUUCUUCUCUAAUAAGCCUUAUCUACCAGGUGAGACACCAGCUGGGAUUAAAGCAUUAAGAGAGAAAGAGCUUAAAGACAUUAGAGGUGAUGGUAAAGGAGUGAGGAAACUGUCUGAUCGAGUAUAUGACUUUGAUGUGUACAACGACUUGGGAAAUCCAGACAAGGGAAUAGAAUUUGCUCGCCCAUGUCUUGGGGGCGAGAAAAUUCCUUAUCCUAGACGGUGUCGCACUGGACGUGCCCCUUGCGAUACUGAUAUAACCGCAGAGAGUCGAGUCGAGAAACCGUUACCCAUGUACGUGCCGAGAGAUGAACAGUUUGAGGAGCCUAAGCAAACCACUUUCUCUCUUGGGAGGCUUAGGGCAGUUCUUCACACUUUGGUUCCCUCUCUCAAAGCCAGCAUUUUGUCAAACAAACAAGAUUUCCAUGGGUUUUCAGACAUUGACAGCCUUUACAGUGAAGGGGUGCUCCUUAAAUUAGGCUUGCAAGAUGAACUCAUGAAGAAGCUCCCACUGCCAAGCGUUGUGAGUGAAUCCAGCCCAGGACUGCUGAAAUACAACACACCUUUGAUCCUUUCAAAGGACAAGUUUGCCUGGCUGCGAGAUGACGAAUUUGCUCGCGAAGCAAUAGCAGGAGUUAACCCAGUCUCCAUUGAGAGGCUUAAGGUUUUCCCUCCAGUAAGCAACCUUGAUCCCAACGUUUAUGGUCCACAGGAAUCUGCCAUUAAAGAAGAGCACAUCGUUGGCCAACUCAAUGGCAUGACCGUGCAGCAGGCAUUGGAUGAAAAGAAGUUGUUUAUAGUGGAUUACCAUGAUGUUUACCUUCCAUUUAUUGAUCGGAUUAAUGCUCUGGACGGCCGGAAAACAUAUGCAACUCGCACAAUCUUCUUCUUGACUCCACUUGGAACUCUCAAACCUUUGGCCAUAGAGCUCAGCCUUCCACCAACUGGGCUAAGUUCUCGAUCGAAACGGGUCGUAACUCCACCCGCUGAUGCUACUGGCAAUUGGAAAUGGCAGCUCGCCAAGGCUCAUGUCUGCUCCAACGACGCUGGAGUUCAUCAACUUGUUAACCACUGGUUGAGAACGCAUGCGGGCUUGGAGCCAUUCAUACUGGCAGCGCACAGGCAACUGAGCUCAAUGCACCCAAUCUUCAAGCUCUUGGACCCACACAUGCGAUACACAUUGGAGAUCAACGCAUUGGCGCGCCAAAGCCUGAUCAGUGGCGAGGGAGUGAUCGAANCUUGCUUCACUGCAGGGCGCUACGGCAUGGAGAUAAGCGCUGCUGCGUACAAGAACUUCUGGCGCUUUGACAAGGAAAGCCUUCCCGCCGAUCUCAUACGCAGGGGAAUGGCCGAGCCGGACCCUACAAUGCCCCAUGGACUCAAGCUUAUGAUCGAGGACUACCCAUACGCCACCGAUGGCCUUCUAAUUUGGGCCGCAAUCGAGAAAUGGGUUAAAACCUAUGUGGCUCAUUACUAUCCAAACCCUAGCAUGGUCCGCGAAGACAAAGAAUUGCAGGACUGGUACUGGGAGUCCAUCAAUGUAGGGCACGGCGACCUCCGCCACGAAAGCUGGUGGCCACAACUGAACAACUCCGACGAUCUCGCCUCAAUUCUCACUACGCUCAUCUGGCUCUCAUCAGCACAACACGCGGCGCUAAACUUCGGCCAGUAUCCAUACGGAGGCUACGUACCGAACCGACCGCCGUUGAUGCGGCGGUUGAUUCCCGACGAGAACGAUCCGGAAUACGCCAUCUUCUUGAACGAUCCUCAGAAGUAUUUCUUGUCAGCGUUGCCAAGCGUGCUACAGGCAACGAAGUUCAUGGCGGUGGUGGAUACAUUGUCGACGCACUCGCCGGACGAGGAGUACCUCGGGGAGAGGCAACAGACGUCGAUUUGGACAAGCGACGCAGAAAUUGUAGAGGCAUUUUACGAAUUCUCGGCAGAGAUCAGGCAGAUUGAGAAGGAGAUUGAUAGAAGGAACGCCGACGAGCGGCUGAAGAACCGGUGCGGUGCCGGAGUAUUACCGUAUGAACUGCUAGCACCGAGCUCGGAACCGGGAGUUACUUGCAGAGGGGUUCCGAAUAGUGUGUCAAUUUGAGGCCAUUGCCGCCAUUGUUAAGCUUAAAAGGUCACUUUUUCAAAUGAAAUUUGACAGAGCCGUAUUUAUAUGUAUUGUUUUUAAAUAAUUAGCGGGAAAGAAAAAGUGUAUUAGAUUUUUACUGUAAUGGACAGCGGUAAAUUUUAGGGAACUUGUACAUGCUGUAAAGCUUGUAACUUUCAUGGUUAAUCAAUCCUUCCCACGCAGAAGUGAUUUUGGCAAAC
Messenger RNA from Cucurbita maxima (winter squash), 3212 nucleotides. Its product is annotated as linoleate 13S-lipoxygenase 3-1, chloroplastic-like. The transcript has 7 exons. The record is from RefSeq and is a predicted model, not a curated record. Bases 220 to 2988 code for a protein of 922 amino acids. NCBI's taxonomy places the organism in Eukaryota, Viridiplantae, Streptophyta, Magnoliopsida, Cucurbitales, Cucurbitaceae. Gene Ontology annotation, molecular function: protein binding; oxidoreductase activity, acting on single donors with incorporation of molecular oxygen, incorporation of two atoms of oxygen; metal ion binding. Gene Ontology annotation, biological process: lipid oxidation.